UCCUAUUGAGCAAAUUGCAGGACAAUGUGCCAGCUGCUAUUAUCUGGUUUCCGCUCAGUGCUCAGGAAGUGGACAAUCUCAGCAUGCCUCAUCAAUGGCAGCUCAUAACCCUCCUUCCCUCUGGUAAAUUUAUGCUUCCAGCCUGCAGAGAAAUUAUUCUUCAUGGCCCAGCCAGAUCCUUGGCACUGUUCUUGCUAAGUAGUUACAUAAUGCCUUUGUCAAAUGAAGUAAAAGACAUGUAAACAUACAGGUAAAAUAACAAUACAUAGUGACAUAUACCACAAAACUACACAAUUUAUAAAUAUUUUGUAUAAAGCUAACUGUGGCAUAUAGCUGGGCUUACCAUCACAUCUCAUAGGUUUUUGUUGUUUGGUAGGAACACAAUAGUGAAAUACUCAAUCCAGUUUUAAAUCCCUAAGAGUGAUAAUUUCAGGGCUGAUAACUCUAUCUUAAUAAAGUCUGUUAUUUAAAUGUGAGGUAUUAUGACAACAAACUCACAAAAUAUCAUGUAACUUCUAUGUGAAAAAUAGGAGGUAGAGAAUUAGCCUUUUUAGUAAAAAAGUGUGGUAUAAUAAGUCAAAUUUUUCUUUCACAAAAUCAAAAUUAAGUUUUACUGUGAUGUACACUAUCAUCUAAAACAGUAACAUAAUAGAUAACAAGUAGUAUCAGUUUUCAAGACUAACUAGCUGACUUACGGUAAGGUUAAGCUAACAAUGCUGUAAAUUAGCUUGCUGUAGCACUGACAAGCUAGCUUAAAUUCUUUGCUACUGUCAGCUAAACUUAAUUUGGCAUUAUUUUUGAUGUACUGAAUUUAAAUAUCAAUUAUGAAAAAUAAUUUAUGACCUAUAGCCCCCUAAUUGUAAAUUAAUUGCGAAAAACAGUUUAUUUAAAACUUUUAUGCAGCAGUUACAGUCAGAGCAACGUCAACAUUGGAGAAUGUAGUUGAUUUUAUGCAUGAGUAACAUGUCUGUAUUGAUCACUGUGAUUUGAGAGGUUAGAAUUCUUCCUGUUAUAGAUUUUGAAUCUUAGUCUACUGGCAGCCAUUCGUGUCUUCUUGUGACCGUUAAUGUUUUUAGGUUGCUCUUUGAAGGCAGAUUUUUUCAGAUGGAUUCUGUCUCCGGUUAACUCUGUGUAUUCGGGCUGCCCAAAGCUAAAAAACACGCGCGUCUAUUUCCAAUCACGUUAAUUAGACGUGUACCGCGGCGGGUUGGAGUCUUCUGAAGCUAGUUGGCCCACAGCCCACUUUAGUCACAAACAGAACGGUAAAGUAACACACUCUUUUUCAUUUGUUUAGCUAAAUAUGCACUGCAUAUAGAUAAUUUAAUGUACUGAGGGUAGUUUUGUUGGCUUUUUGUGUUCAGGCGGCGGCUGUAGGGAUGAACUCCCUGACUAAGGAGCUAGCAGAUGUUUUUGCGGAGGACUCCAGAAAUGAUGUGACUUUUUACGGCUUUUCUGACGAUGAAAUCAAGAGUAAGAAUUCAAAUGUUGAAACUGAAGAUGAAACCCAGCCUGACAGUUCCCCCGGGGAGCUAAAAGCCACAUCUAAACCAUCUGCUGCCACUCAACCCUUCAGGCUGAGGGUGCUUCUUCGUUCAGCUCCCUUGACCCGGCACUCCACUGACGACGAGGAAGCCGAGGAGGACAAGAAGAGGACAAGAAACGGAGGGAUAAAGAGGCCGAGAGAGACCAGGAGGAUAAAGCAGGAGAGACACGUGAAAUUUAAGGAUGAAGAGACAGCAGUGGCUCAGCCGCCUCCGUCUCUGGAUUGUGGGUCUGAUUCAGCUGAAGAUGUGUUGGAUACUUUCCUGGCCAGGAGAGAGCAGAACAUCAAGGCCAACAAAGCAAUGCUGGCUCAGUUGAUGGCAGACCUGCAGAAAAUGCCAGGAGGCGCAGGCAUUCUUAAAAAACAAGCAGGCAAACAGAAGGCAAAAGAGAGAAGCUCCCGUCCACCGCGCUCUGGUUCAACGGAAGGGGAAUCCAGGAGGAAUCCAGAGAGGGCGACCCGCAGACAAACCCGAUCCAUGGCAGCAAGGGAGGAUCUGUCUGCUCAACAGGAGUCUGAAGGGGAGCCCAGCUUGGAGGAGGAGCUGCUGGAGGUACGCAGAGCUCCACGGCGUCGUGGCACCCCACGACCCAAUCGGAGCAAACCUCAUGUUGUUCGCCCAGUGGAAGACAUCACAGAAGAUGAACUCCAACUGGUCACAGACAAUAUGACUGACAAAACAUACAACAGUGUCACAGGCUCCACGUGUCAUCAGUGUCGUCAGAAAACUGUUGACACAAAGACGUGCUGUCGCAGCGAGGACUGUCAUGGGAUCCAGGGUCAGUUCUGUGGGCCGUGUUUGAGGAACCGAUACGGAGAGGAUGUAAGGAAAGCGCUGCUUGAUCCGGUGUGGAAGUGCCCUCCCUGUCGAGGCAUUUGCAACUGCAGCUUCUGCCGUCAGCGUGAAGGCCGCUGUCCCACUGGAAUCCUGUUCCCUCUGGCUCAGUACCAUGGAUUCUCUGACGUCCACUCAUACCUCAGCAGCCUUCGUAACAAAUUGAAGAGCGAAGAGGUCGAUGUAGAGAUGUAACGUCAGCACUAGGAGGAGUAAUUGUUCAAUCCGUUUUAUUUUCUCUGUAUUAAAGUUUUGACUCUUUGUAGUUUAUUAAAACUUACACAACCUGAGAUUUUAAACAAAUUGAAUUCUGACUGAUUUUGUGUUUAUUGUGACUUGGAUGCAGGUUCUCAAAGAAAUUAAACAGAUUAUAUUAUUUUAAUUUUAAUCCAGCUGUUGGCAUUCGCAGAAGUUGUAUACACACAAUAUAAAAUCCCUUAUUUGAAACGGGGCAAAAAAAAAAUAAAAAUAAGGGCACUUGCUGUCCAAUGAACUUAGGCUAAAGAGUUCCUAAACAUUAAACAGAUUGCAAUUUUGUUUCCCAAGAAAAGUUA
Messenger RNA from Acanthochromis polyacanthus (spiny chromis), 2932 nucleotides. RefSeq names its product cell division cycle-associated protein 7-like. Gene Ontology annotation, biological process: regulation of DNA-templated transcription. Gene Ontology annotation, cellular component: nucleus. The transcript is spliced from 8 exons. The coding region runs from base 1377 to 2573 and encodes 398 amino acids. NCBI's taxonomy places the organism in Eukaryota, Metazoa, Chordata, Actinopteri, Pomacentridae. The record is from RefSeq and is a predicted model, not a curated record.